AUGUAUGUGAAAUGGUUUGAUACAGUAAUGUUUUACGAUGUGAUUUUAGAACAUUUAGUUGAAUGUCACUUUUUGACAUUUUUAAAUUUCCCGUCAGUUCCGUCCCCGUACGUCCUGAAGUCGCAGGGAACGGAACCCAGAAGACGGAUGUCGGCAUCGGCCGGAGGACAUUGCCGGGGACGCUGCAGGGGGGGACAUCGCGGGAGCGCAGGACAAGGUAAGUGCAGAAGGGAUCCCGGAGCAACGCUGCUGGUAACUCCCGAGUGUAGCUCGGGGUUACCGCUUGUGCUACACUCGGGAAUACCGCCAGGGAGGUUAAGGAAA
Molecule: messenger RNA, 324 nt
Organism: Staurois parvus
Lineage: Eukaryota; Metazoa; Chordata; Amphibia; Anura; Ranidae
Source: the annotation of a GenBank genome assembly